This is a messenger RNA of Endocarpon pusillum Z07020, 1170 nucleotides long. RefSeq lists its product as uncharacterized. The record is from RefSeq and is a predicted model, not a curated record. Lineage: Eukaryota; Fungi; Ascomycota; Eurotiomycetes; Verrucariales; Verrucariaceae. The coding region runs from base 1 to 1170 and encodes 389 amino acids. Gene Ontology annotation, biological process: regulation of proteolysis; proteasome-mediated ubiquitin-dependent protein catabolic process. Gene Ontology annotation, molecular function: ubiquitin protein ligase binding. The transcript has a single exon. Gene Ontology annotation, cellular component: cytoplasm.
AUGGCCAGCCUGCUUAUAUUCCCUGUGAGUCCGGUGUCAGAACGUGAGCCACAAUUCCGAAGACUUCGAAUGGGAAUACUGGCGUCCCAGAAACGGAUUCUCAGCCUUAGGGACAUUGUUAGUCGAGAAUACGCUGCGGUCUGCUGGAGCCAGAUUCCGUUUGCACUUCCUGAACCCUCAACGAUUUCGCUUGUAAAAAUUGGGUUGAAUGGCCAACCAAAUUGCGCUACGGUGUGGCAGCACUUGGCGUUCCUUGCCGAGUCUGCCCGAUUCAUAGAUGAUGCUACCGUUGGAAGCUUCAUCGAAGAUCUGCGCAGAACCUAUGAAUUUCUUCAAACCAAUUUACAACAAAGUAAAGCAACGUUCAACCAGCCGGCGACUGCAAUGUGGCUCAACAUAGAGGCGACAGUUGCAAGCUCCAUUCCUCUCGAAGUUCUCAGAACAUCGUGGACCAGCCUCGAGAAGUUGCUACUGGACAGUCCGUGCGACGCACCACCACUGAUGACGGUCCAACCCUUUCUAGGCCGCUUUUUGUCACUGCUCAAAGAUCUUGGUUGCAAAUCACUCUAUUAUCCACCAAUCACGCCCCCCUCUUCUGGUGCGGCAAAGAGUACGUUUGGCCUGCUACGAGAGCUAUGGCAAGAGAACAUCCUGACGGAUGUAGAAUUCGAGGCCGAAGGGAGCACGAUUUCUGCUCACAAACUCAUCUUGGCUAGCCGGUCAAUGUAUUGCAGGACGCAGUUCCACGGGCCCUGGGCGUCAAGAUCUGAAAGCAAGGGGUCAACUGAAGUCAUUCCUAUUAAGGAAAUGACGUACACCACUCUCAAGAUUUUGAUUGACUUCUGUUACUACGAAGAACACGACUGGGCUGCUGACAUGCGUGUCAAGGAGAACGAUGACUUUUCAGUGAUUGAGGACAAGCUUGCCUCGCUCGGUGCAACUCUGGAGGCUGCAGACAGAUGGUUGAUGGAAGACUUGCACACUGACGUGCAGCGUCAUCUGAUUCCCGGGAUCAGAUGCUUCAUUCGGCCUGACAACGUGGAGGACUUCAGCAAGAUCGCCGAGGACACAAACGCACAUGACCUGAGGAAUUAUUGCGAGGAAUACCGCCUUCGAAAUGCUGAGACCGUCUUGUUCGCCACCGAGGCGGAUAAAUCAUCCAAUACAUGA